AUGGCAACAAAUGUAUAUCGAUCAGUUUAUUUGUUUAUUUUCUUCGACCGAUUAUUUUCGACCUUAGACAAUGAAGCUGCUGCUGCUGCUGCUGCUGCUGAUGAUGAUGAUGAUGAUGAUGAUGAUGAUGAUGAUGAUGAUGAUGACAAUUAUAGCAGUGUUUAUUUUCAUACGGAAAAAAUAAAUAACACAAUUUUUGGAAACAGAUAUUUUAUUAAAGUAUUAAAUGAAUAUUUAUUUAGGCUAAGGGAUAAAGAAAUAGUCAAUUCACAACCAAAGUAUCUUCUAAAGGAGCAGGAAAGAGAAAAAAGUUUUAUAAAAUAGUUCGAUGAAGCAGUCUGUUCUAAAGCUAUCCAGUGGUAAAUAAACAUUAAACCGUCAGAUUAGAAACAAAAUAGUAGAAAUUCCUUAAAUUGUCGUACACUAUCUUGAUUAAUUUAAUUACCUUCAACAAAUAACAAUAUUUUUGUUAUUGUCAACGUUUUCUUACCAUUGUUGAUAUUCAGCUGAAUAGUCCUGUAAUAAUCAUGAACCAUAAUUGAUUCAUUUUGCUUUGAUUUUAUGAUAUCCUUGAAAAACAUUCUGGAACAUAAAAGAUUAAUUAUUUUAAUUUAACAGAUUACAAUCUAGUGAAUAUAUUUAGUUAUACUUCAUCACAAAAUGACUUCCUUUUACCUUUCAAUGUAACUAUAUCUAGACUAAUAGUAACUCAACUUGCAAAAUAGACAAAUAGUAAAGUGUUUUUAAGAGAUAACCAAUAACUUUGAAGAUAUUGACUCAUCUUGAAAAGAUUAUAAGCCUAGUAGAAGUAUUCUCCGAUCAUAUAUUUUGGAAUGAUGAGCACGGCUAAGAUGGAUGCUUUCGAUUGCUUGAUGUUCUCUUCCUUCCUUCCUUCCUUCCUUCCUUCC
Messenger RNA from Schistosoma rodhaini, 908 nucleotides. NCBI's taxonomy places the organism in Eukaryota, Metazoa, Platyhelminthes, Trematoda, Strigeidida, Schistosomatidae. The record is from the annotation of a GenBank genome assembly.